Molecule: messenger RNA, 1137 nt
Organism: Lachancea dasiensis
Lineage: Eukaryota; Fungi; Ascomycota; Saccharomycetes; Saccharomycetales; Saccharomycetaceae
Source: the annotation of a GenBank genome assembly
AUGUUCAGAAUCGCCAAAAAUAUCGUCAAAACUUUCGAACAAAGUGUCUCGGAUACGAUCGGCGUCGGCGGAGGUUUGGACUCGUACUUCGAGAGUAUACCGUCUCAUCUACUCGUGCCUGGAAUUCACACGAAUGAGACUCUGCAGGGUCUUCGUGUCUUGAGCUGCGACGAAACGCAGCUGCAACUACAGUCGUUCUUCGAUUUCAUCGUAGGGAUCAACGACCAGCCCCUCCCUCUGGUACAAAACCAGCACGGCUACCUUUAUCCCGAUUUUGCCGCACUUACUCGCAUCCUGAAUUCCGCGUGUGGUUCCAGUGUCAGGGUUCACGUCUGGUCCGGCAGAGGUGGUGUGUUCAGGACCGAGUACAUACGUGUAGAGCGGAAACAAAACGUGGAAGAGGUCCCGCUGGAUACACCUGGUGACCAGGAAUACCGCGAAUUUGCUAGCCUGGGGUUUACCCUUCAGUGGACGCCGCUGAUCGCAGCCACUUAUACCUACCAUGUCCUAGAGGUAUCAGAUGCGACAGGCCCAGCGAGUGUUGGAGGGCUCGUGCCGCGCGAAGACUACGUGGUGGGGUGCCAGGAGGGCCUGUUGGCUACCGGGGGCGAGACACUACUGCAAGACAUACUCAGAUCCAAGGCCAACCAAGAUCUGGCCCUGUAUGUUUACAAUGCGGUCAGCGAAUGUGUUCGGCCAGUUGUCGUCCACAUUGGUAGUGACGGCAGACUCGGGUGUAACAUGGGCUAUGGCUAUCUUCACAGAAUACCUCCUGCUGUGGGCCAAACGGUCGAUUUGUCACCUCCCGAUCAUCCAGAUACUGCAACAGCAGCAGCAGCACUCGGGCCCCAAACUGUACCAGAAGCUGUCUCUCCAAGUCGCUCUUUUAUACCCGCUGGCUCUCCGGGCACGUUUGUAGGAGCUUCAGGCACCCCGCCUCCACCUACCUCUCAAUUUAUCGUUCCUCCUCCUGUACACAAGCGCAAAACGAAGCACGCUAGCUCGACAAAUGCAGCAUCAGCAUCCAUACAGGAUUACUUUCAAGAAGGCAAGGAUCCCAGCCCUCCCGUGUCUAGCAAGGUUAAAGCCACUCCUCCGCCCCCUCCGCCCUCUAAGAACCAGGACUCAGAUAGCUAA